UAUUAUUGCCUCACGCGCUUUACUCACAAUAAAAGACGCCUAGGGCCCAUUCAUUCCCGGAACGCCAGCCGUGCCAUAAACAACAAAUAAGUACAUUCCAAUCCCCCGUCGCCAGGACAAUACAAUUAUUGGCGCUGAUCUGCGCAUUCGUUACGUUCAACGUCAUAUUUUCCCGUUCCUGUACCUAUACGUGGCUGCAUGGACAUGUCCAAGAAACCGAAAGCGAGACAGUUCCAGGUGGACCGUCUACGUCACGCGCGCUAUAUCUCCCGCCUCGGUGCUGCGCCACUCCCGAGUAACGGAAUGGUGCCUCAGGGCCCAGAUAAGCCAAGCCUCCCCCGCCCUUUCCUCUGCUGCGUCAUCGUCAUCGUUGCAGGGGGAAAGGGGGAUAAAACGCUGAAACGAAUGAAAAAGGCGCACAACAGCCAAUCAGAAAUCUGUAAUGAAGGAUGGGGGGCAGAGAUUUGCGAUGAAAAGAUUGGCGCCCGUUCCCUAUCAGGAAAGGAUUCUCGUCUUUUGAAUUUUUGGCUCGCGAAUGUUCCAUCGGGAAAACAAUUUUCAUAUCCUUGCCCGAGGUCCGAGGGUCGGCGGCGUUCAUUCCCAUGGAAGAGAAGCGGGUAUUGGGUAUUGUGCGCUAUGGGAUACAGUUGAACAUGAAAAUACGACGAAACAUAGGGGAAAGCCGAAGAAAAACAGUGGGACAUGAAUCAUAAAGAAAUAUGAAUGUUGCGAGAAAAAGUGCACCGUCAACGGUAGCCAACACGAGUGUAGCCCUUCUCCUCUCUGACAUUACUGACGCCCAUUCUCUCUCGCCUAGCCAUCUCAGGCUCGUCGUUAAAGUCAUAAUCGUACACCCUCCUUCGAACUCUCUCAUCCUCAUACCGCGGAAAGACAGCUGCCUG
Molecule: messenger RNA, 902 nt
Organism: Guyanagaster necrorhizus
Lineage: Eukaryota; Fungi; Basidiomycota; Agaricomycetes; Agaricales; Physalacriaceae
Exons: 1
Coding region: 199-651 (150 amino acids)
Source: RefSeq, a predicted model, not a curated record